Molecule: messenger RNA, 3805 nt
Organism: Osmerus eperlanus (European smelt)
Lineage: Eukaryota; Metazoa; Chordata; Actinopteri; Osmeriformes; Osmeridae
Gene: mylk2
Product: myosin light chain kinase 2
Exons: 16
Coding region: 153-2516 (787 amino acids)
Biological process (GO): protein phosphorylation
Molecular function (GO): ATP binding; myosin light chain kinase activity
Source: RefSeq, a predicted model, not a curated record
UGAAGCUGGAGCAGUGAUUAAGAGGUUGCCAGCCAUUCUCUACCCCUCUGCAUGGGAACAAUACUUCCAAUGCGUCUUACAAACAUCCUCCCGCUUCAGCGAUCCUCAAAACCACAGACCGCUGGUGGUGGCGUACUUUGGACUCUAUAAAGAUGGGUUCUGUACGGAGUCCAACUCAUUCUCUAAGCCUACCUUCUUUAGAAGCCAAAGUAGAUGACCUUUCUUACAAACUGGAUCAGUUUCUCUCAAGAGGAAAUGGAAGCUGCCCUAUCUGCUCCACCUGCAGUCUGCACACCUCUAGAUGGGAGGCAGCCGAGAGACAUCUUUCUGACCAGUCUAGACUUCUGGAGAGACUGGAGAAGAGAAUUGACUUGAUGCAUAAUUCCCUAGAUGGGCAUGUCAAAGAUAAGGUGGUGGAAGAUAGAUCCCAGGAUGGAGAUCCCACAGAAAAGCAGUCAAUUGGAGGAAACCUUCAACAGCUCAGAGGCCAACCAAUGGCAGAGUCUAAAAGAAAAAAAGAGAGAAAGGGGACAGGAGAAACUGUCAUGGCUACUGUUGUUGUCCCAUCAACAGUUGUCUCUCAAAAGACCCAAAAAACAUCAAUUACUGCAAAGGGUGACACUCCAAAUCAACUGGAUAUUGGACAGCAGGGUAAAAAACUGCAAACAGGCACCAUUCAUCCCAAGAAAGGAGACGAGUCCUCAAUGGGAGGACAACCAAUCAGAUUGAAUCUUCAAGAGGUCAGAUGUAAACCAGUGGCUGUGACAACAGCUGUAACAACAGUACCAUAUAAGACCACACCCACUUUAAUGACUGGAAAGCUGGAUAUACAACAGGCUAGAACACAGUCCCACCCUAGUGCUCAUUCAAAGAAAGGAGAGAAUGGAUCUGCAUCAGAACGGCCAACUGUUUUCACCGGAGGAAACUCUGUGGAGGCUGACACCACAAAUGAUCUAGUAAUACAACAGCAUGGUACAAAACAGCAACCUCUACCUGCUUCUUCAAAGAAAGGAGACAGAGGUUCCACCUCAGACCACCAAAUAGUUGAAAACUCCCAGAUGGGACAAUUAAAGGCAGAGUCUCGAAGAAGCUCUGGAAAGGAUGAGGCUGUAGUGGAUGCCACCCCUAAUCAAUCAAUGCAGAUCCCUCCAAAGAUGGGGACUACUGUCACGACGGUCAAACCAACAGUAGUGAUUUCACAGCUUGUGCCACAAAAGAAGUACGUACUGUCUGUCCCAACAACAACAACCACUGAGAGCUCUUCCCUUCGACAUGUCCACAGCUGUCCAGAGUCAUUGCAAAGACUCCAGUGCCCCGGGCCUGUUCCUCCACCUGUCUUCUUAGCCCGUGGUUCUUCUCAGGAGAAGAGCUCCAGUACGGUGAGAGGGACUGGUUCAGGCUCAUGCUCAGCCAGUGGAAUCCAUAUCAGAGUUGAUGCUGCCGCACCAGACAGGACCACACCCAAGACCCCACCAAAAACAUGUUACAAAGUCAUAGAUGAUGUUCCUCCACAGCCAGCUCCUUUCCUCCAUCGUUGUGUAGCUUUACGCUCCAACCCUCCAUCGGAUGCCUUCAUCAUCCACAGCAAAGAGAUCCUUGGAGGUGGACGCUUUGGAAAAGUACACCGGUGUACAGAGAAAUUAUCUGUACUAAAACUGGCAGCCAAAGUCAUCAACACACGAAAUUCGAAAGAAAAGGAAAUGGCCAUGAACGAGGUGCAGGUGAUGAACCAGUUAAAUCACGCUAACAUCCUCCAGCUCUAUGAGGCCUUUGAGACAAAGAACCAAGUGGUGUUAAUCCUUGAAUAUGUUGAGGGUGGAGAGUUGUUUGAUAGGAUCGUAGAUGAAAGCACACCUUUGACAGAGGUGGAUGCCAUGGUGUUUGUAAAACAGAUCUGCGAGGGGAUCCACUACAUGCACCAGAUGUUCGUUCUCCACCUUGACUUGAAGCCAGAGAAUAUCCUUUGUGUGAAUCGCACCAGCCAUCAGGUGAAAAUAAUUGACUUUGGUUUAGCAAGAAGAUACAAACCACGGGAAAAGAUGCGUGUAAAUUUCGGAACACCUGAGUUUCUGGCCCCGGAGGUGGUGGACUUUGACUUUGUCUCUUUCCCCACUGACAUGUGGACCCUUGGAGUUGUCACAUACAUGCUCCUGAGUGGCCUGUCACCAUUCCUGGGUGACGAUGAGAGCCAAACCCUCAACAAUGUCCUGGCUGUCAACUGGUACUUUGAGGAAGAGGCUUUUGAGCACAUCUCAGCAGAGGCCAGGGACUUUAUCUCCAACUUGCUUAUCCGUGAGAAGGGGGGAAGACUCAGUGCUGCCAAAUGUCUCAAGCAUCCCUGGCUCAACAACAUCUCAGAGAAGGCUAAACACAACAACAUAAUACUCAAAUCCCAGGUCCUGCUGAAGAAAUACAUGGCCAAGAGGUUGUGGAGGAAAAACUACAUUGCAAUAGCAGCAGCCAACAGAUUCAAGAAAAUCAGCAGUUUGGGUUCUCUAACCUCUCUGGGAUUCUGAGUCUCUGAAUCGCUGAGGCCUCAGCAUAAAGCCUCUGUCAUAGAAGACAUCCACGGCAGAGCUCUAAAACCUUUCUUUGCUCGCACCAGCUGCAAGAUACUCAACAUACAAGAUCAGAAGUACUGUUUUUGUGGAACUGGACAAACCAACAAACUUUUGGUGGGAAGGCCACCCUCCAAAUCCAAAGUAUCCAGGACGUGAGCAUGCAAAAAGGCAAAAAUAUUUGAAUAAGCAGGUUUCUGACAACAGAAAUUGUUGUUUGACAACAGUAGUAUUUUCUGUUUUGUUUUUUGUAGUUAAUGUUAGGAUGUACAUAGGAGAUCCUGUUUCCAAUGUAAUUUGCUGCACCUUAUGAUUUUACUCAAUAUUUAAAUCAAUAAUCAUAAAAAAAAAUAUUUGUGGCCACUUAUUUAUACAUUGAAAUAACUGCAGUGAUAUGAAUGAUUCAAAAUAUAACAUUUGUUUAACAAAUUAAAAGAAUGAACAGGUUAACUACAAACUGCUUGUGCAUAAAGACUCUUGCAUUGUCACAAAUAUUUGCAAUUGAGUGGCUACAGUAUCGGUAUAAACUAGCCACUCCAACUGCAAAUUCUGUUGAGGGUGGAGAAAAAGCCACAGAUCACAUAGCCAGAAAAACCUGUAACCCUUUGAAAUGAUGCCAAGAGAGACAAAGUCUCUGAAGCAUGGAAUUGCAGUUUUGAUGUUCCACAGUUAAAUAUCUAGAAAAUGCCGACAGAGCACUCUGUGAAAUGUAUAUAGGUCACGUGAGCUGCUACAGAACGGACGGUAUAGAAGAGUAACAGGAGAUGACUAGAACACCCAUUCCAUUUAGUAGAUUAAAUUCACCAUUGUGUGUGCCUACUGUCCAAUGCAUGCAGAUAUAUGCAAUCCAUUUCAUAUCCUCACCCCCUUGUAAUUUCCUGUGACAAGGCAACAAAAAAAUACUGUUACAUGAAGUAUUUACCUGAAUGGAACAUAGGCAUUUGACACUAGAUAAACACGUGAAAAGUAAAUAUUUCAAGACAAAAAUCACCAAAAUCUAAAGAAUACUUUAUUGUUUAAUGUUCUGACAACAAAUUACAAAGUAAUAUGUAAGAGCAGUUUAACCAUUCACCUUUUCAUAUUUCUUUAAUCUAUAAUUUGAUUAACAACUAGACCAAUAUUGUCCUAAUUCAAAAAAGGUUGUGGUGAUACCUGCACAUUAGUAUAGCUCCAUGCUAAAUCUAAUGUCGGUAUCAGAAUAAUAAAUUUUUAUAUGAAUUACUCAAUACAGUUUCAUUGGGUCAUUA